GGAAGAAGAGCCCGGACCUUGGGGAGUAUGACCCCCUCACCCAGGCCGACAGCGAUGAGAGUGAAGAUGAUCUUGUGCUUAACUUGCAGCAGAAGAACGGAGGGGUCAAAAACGGGAAGAGUGCCCUGGGGGACCUGCCGGAGCCCGACUCGGAUGCAGACCUGGCUGGGGCCGCCAAGCCACAUCUUUCAGAAGUCGUCCCAGAGGGUUACCCCUCGGAACCCCUCGGGGGUCUGGAACCGAAGGCCACCUCUUCCCUGGUGUCCUAUGUGCGCACGUCUGUCUUUCUGCUGACACUGGUGAUCUCGAUGGUCCUGGUCCUCCUCUGCGCCUUCCUCAUCCCCUGUCCUCCCAGAGACCUGCACAGCACCUGGAGCCGGCGCCUGGGCUCCCAAGGAGGCCCUUUUUGUUUCAUUAUGUGUACGCCAGGCGGGGACCUGUCUCCCCUGGAGUUGGCUGAUGUGAAUAGAGAUGGCCUUCGGGACGUGCUUCUCUCCUUUGUGACAACCAGGAAUGGGACUGAAGGAGGUGGCGGCUCACAACCGACUGCAGAUCUUGUGUGCCUUUCGGGGAUGAAUGGCAGCACACUGUGGUCCAGUCCCCUCCCGGAGGAGGCUCAAGAUGUCACAUGCUUGGAUCUGACACCGGGAAGCGUGGCCAAAACCAUCUGCCUUGUGACAGGGACUCGCAAGAUGCUCAGUGCAUUCAAUGCAACGUCAGGGAAAGUCAUGUGGACCCUAAACCCGAACCAUCUGUCCAAUGGCACCUUGGCUGCCCCCGUUGUGGUGCUGCCGGACCUGGAUGGAGAUGGUGUCAGAGAUCUGGUGGUGCUGGCCAUUGGAGAAUUGCAGCCAGAUCUGUGUUUUCUGCUGGUAUCGGGCCGGACAGGGAGUCCCAUAGGCCGACCUGUGAAAUACAACAUCGUGGGAGUGGGGAAUCUGAUUGGUCCCCAGGUUUACAUCACCACCAGUGGGGCUGCCUACAUCCUGUUUGGCUUUGGAAAUAUACAAGCUGUCGCCCUGCGGGACAUCUUUGUUCAAGCCCAGAAUCGAGACAGCUCACCACCGUCUCUGCAGAUCGAAGAGCCAGAAUGGGAGAAGCGCAGAUCUGUCAACCUUUCGGAGCUCAUCGAUGUUUACAGUGAUGGAGUUGAGCUUCUCCAGUUGGUGAAGGCACCAGACUCCAACUGCAGCAGUCUCUUGAUUACAACCAGACAAGGCCUGGUCCUGCUUCGGGGACAAGAUCUUAUGCCACUCUGGAAACUGAGCCUUCAAGGCCUGCGCAGCCAGCCCACUCCUGGGUAUUUCACUGAUGACCAGACAUUGGACUUCCUUCUGCAGACACAGGAUGGAGUUGGGAUGAAGAAGAUGACAGUGGUUGACGGUGCCUCUGGCUCCAUCAUCUGGAGUCACAGUAUACCAUGUCACAUGAAGGAAACACCAACCACUUCUGCAAUUACUUCAGACCAGAAGUCUGUCUUCCUCUUCUGGGCAGAAGCGCUGACCACGGCAUCUCUUAAUUCUGAUGACGUCCCAGGAGCUGAGCCUCCUGGUCUUUACCACCUGUACCUCCUGCACCCAGCCUUCCCGUCUAUCCUCCUGGACCUGACCAACACCACUGGCAUAGUGACAGCUUCCGAGGUUGGAAUCAAUGACAUCUGGAAAGAUGCCUUUUAUGUCACCAGGACAACAGGGAUGAGCCCUGAUGGGCACCCCACUUCUCUGGUGAUCAGCAAGCUGAGCCUGCGCUGGGCGCUCAUGGAAGGCCAGAUGGUCCAGCUGAAGGAGACCACUCCUAAAACUGGCCGUGGGGAGCUGCGAAGAUUCCUCUCCAGGAUCAAGUUUGUUGAUCCUCCCUACCAGCAGAUCUAGUGCAGUGGAACCCGGAUUCAGAAGAACCAUACAGAGCGGCUCCUGUCCCUCCUGUGUCAGCUCUCUGGAGAGAAGAGGACUUCAGGGUCACGCAGCACUUGGGGACCGCUGGCUGUGCUUUGGCAGCCUGUUGGAGCUGCGUGAUGCAGCAUGAUCUGCUUAGCGGGACCUCUUGCAACCUUCCCAUUCCUGCACUAACCCCUUUUCCUGGGAACUCUGUGGACAGUUUGGAAAUGUGAAUCUUACAGUGGUUUUUUUUGUUUUUUUUUUACCUCUAAUUUAUAAACCCUUGCUGGGAAAUCCAGUGGCCUACAAGCAGGACAUAUGUUGUUUUGCAUUAGGCCGUGUGUGUGUGUGUGUGUGUGUGUGUGUGUGUGUGUGUGUGUGUGUGUGUGCGUCUAGUGUUGUUGUAACAGAAUUAUUUGAGAUAUGCCCCAAGCUUCAGGGAUUCCAUUUCUUGUCCUCUUGACAUUCGUCUGAUUUGGUCAUCUUCAUGUGUCUGGCUGGCCUACCUCUGAGAUCCUGAGGGUCACUCACCACUCACUACUCACCACUGUUUUCUGUCUGUACUCUGGUUCCUUCUCAACUCUAGACAGCAGUGAGAAACACUGGAAGUUAUGAUGGGACCAGUUAUCCGGUGUGUUUAUCUUCCUGUCUCCUCGGCUCUCCACCUCUGUUAAGUGGUCAUGAGAACAGACUUGUUUCUAUCACAAAGGGAGCCAGGGACAGAGUUUCUGUGAAGCCUCUGACCAGGACCUUUUGUGACCCUGUGAUGGCUCUGCAGCUAUGAUCUUUGAUUCUAUAGCCAUGGCAGAAGAGUUUGCAUGUACACAGUGGCCAGCUUCGAGGUUGUAAGCCCCAUGGCCUUGUCCUAGCUGUAGCUCCACUAUGCUUGCUCUGAGUCUUCUCUGGGCCAUCUCCAUCUCUUCCUCCCUUGCUUCCUCUUCUAUUCAGGGAAUCUGUUUCUGGACUUUGCAACCACUCUGCCCUGUGUUCCUCCUUCCUUCUAGAGCUUUUGAAGCAUAAUAUUGAGAAAAAUUCUCAUGUAAAUACUAUAACUUUAUAUAAUCAUGUUCUUUAGAAUUAUCUCCAUUCUUCUGCCUUCUUUGUAAAUGUGUGGCCUCUCUUUAAUUUUGAAUCUUCCAAGUGUCUACAUCAUUGUCUGAUAUGCCAUGUGUUCCCAUGGUGGCCAAUGAAAAUGUACUUCUCUUCCUGAGUGAAAACCAGAUUUUCUCCUCACUUGGGCUCAUAUCCUUUUAGCUUGUGUUAACAAAGAGAUCCCAGAAAACUAGAUUCUAGAUUUAAGGGGCUAUGAAUUGCCCACAAUAGGUGUUAUGGGUAACAGGAGGUUGGUGUAGUCAGUCCGUCCUGCAGAUUGGGCUCAUCAGACUUGUUGGCACCUCUCCAGUAAGACCCUGGAAGCAUAUUUGGAAGUUGUAUGGGACCAGGUUGACUUUGGGAAGAGGGAACAAUGAGUUAUCUGGAGAUAACUCUAGGUUCAUUUCUAGUAGGUUGAAUUUCUAUGAGUAAAAGGGCUGAAUAUAGUUUGUAGUCUUCUCAGGACUAGAUUACAGUAGACCAAACUCUCAAGUAGGUGGUGGCCUGGUUGAGCCCCCAGAUACAAUGUGUUCUCUGCAGUGUUGAUAUUCUAAGAAGCCUGCCUGUGUAGGAAGGAGGAAGGCACAAAGAUGCUUAAUGGAGACCUGUUUGGGUUGUACUGUUUGGGGCUGAGACCGUUUAUGCUGAUUGAGGUCAGGUAAGAGGAAGCCACAAAGACAGCAUCACUAAAGCUCCUUAGUAUUUUGGUAAAUAGCAUCCUAACUUCUUGCCAGAAGUGUAAAGCUCUUCCUUGCUAAAUGCAAUGGAAACUCUAGGCUUACUUCCUGUUAUAGCUGGUACAGAAAAGUGGCUGAUGGUUGAGGUGACUUCAUCUGGCCAAUGUGGGUGCUGGCCUCCCGUCAACUGCCUCUCUGCACUCCCUCCUCCUUGCAGCGACUCGCCCAGAUAUCCACAGCAGGAAUUGCUCAAUACUGGAUGACCCAAAGUCAGCCUGACCACUACACUUAGAAGUAAUGCCUGUAUAUCAUGCAGGGGUCUUCCCUCCCUCCUCUCAACCUCCCCCUCCCCCGCAGAGCAUCCUUACCACCCCCAAAUAUACCGUGUGGCGAUACCAACUAGCCCCAGGAAUGUGAAUCGCUGUCCACAUGCCUGUGUUGAGGAGCCAGGGGGCCUGUUGCCGGAGUGCACCUUUUAAAAUGUGAACUGUUACAGAACGAAUAAAUGCCGUGUACAGGAAUAUA
Cricetulus griseus (Chinese hamster) is the source of this 4171-nucleotide messenger RNA. Lineage: Eukaryota; Metazoa; Chordata; Mammalia; Rodentia; Cricetidae. The record is from RefSeq and is a predicted model, not a curated record.